AUGGACUCAAAUCCAAAAGCAUUGAGCCUGUUCAUGGCAAACUUCUUAAACAAAUUUGGGAUCUUUUACUGCCACAUGGUUGAGCCCAGAACGCUGAAAUCCGGGGAAAAAUGUGAACAUUAUGAGAGUUUGAAGCCGGUGAGAAAGGCCUUCAAUGGUAGUUUUAUUGUGGCUGGAGGAUAUGAUAGGGAAGAAGGAAAUAAGGUUGCGGGUGAUGGAAAUGGUGAUCUUGUUGCUUAUGGGCGUUUGUUCUUGCCUAAUCCUGAUUUGUCGAGGAGAUUUGAGCUUGAUGUGCCUCUUAAUAAAUGA
This is a messenger RNA of Pistacia vera, 309 nucleotides long. RefSeq names its product putative 12-oxophytodienoate reductase 11. The coding region runs from base 1 to 309 and encodes 102 amino acids. Gene Ontology annotation, molecular function: FMN binding; oxidoreductase activity. Lineage: Eukaryota; Viridiplantae; Streptophyta; Magnoliopsida; Sapindales; Anacardiaceae. The transcript has a single exon. The record is from RefSeq and is a predicted model, not a curated record.